This is a messenger RNA of Ostrea edulis (European flat oyster), 1201 nucleotides long. Its product is annotated as stomatin-like protein stl-1. Lineage: Eukaryota; Metazoa; Mollusca; Bivalvia; Ostreida; Ostreidae. The transcript has 11 exons. The coding region runs from base 41 to 1069 and encodes 342 amino acids. Gene Ontology annotation, cellular component: membrane. The record is from RefSeq and is a predicted model, not a curated record.
AAUCUAUCCAUUUCCGGUCAUUUGUCAUCGAAGAUUAACCAUGUCGAGGGUUUGCAUUUCACGAAGUAUUCGAAUUUUACAGAGGAAAACAUAUCCAAACCAAUGGAGUCAAAACAUGACAUUUUCAUCUAGAAGUUUACCCAUGAACACAGUAGUAUUGUUUGUGCCCCAACAAGAAGCAUGGGUUGUGGAGAGGUUUGGAAAGUUUGACAGAAUAUUAAACCCUGGUCUCAACUUGAUUUUACCAGUCAUUGAUAAAAUCAAAUAUGUACAGUCUUUAAAGGAAGUGGCAUCAGAGGUACCAGAACAGGCUGCUGUAACAUCAGAUAAUGUUACACUUGGACUAGAUGGGGUGUUAUACACUAAAGUAUUCGAUCCUUACAAGUGUAGUUAUAAUGUAGAAAAUGCUGACUUUGCCAUCAAGAAAUUAGCACAGACUACCAUGAGAUCAGAAAUAGGAAAAAUUACAUUAGACACUGUAUUCAGGGAAAGAGAGAUUUUGAAUGUGAAUAUUGUGGAUUCCAUCAACAAAGCAUCUGAACCCUGGGGAAUAUCAUGUUUACGAUAUGAAAUAAGAGACAUGACUCUUCCACUCAGGAUCCAGGAGGCUAUGCAGAUGCAAGUCGAAGCUGAGAGGAAAAAGAGAGCUAGUAUUUUAGAAUCUGAAGGUAUCAGGGAGGCAGAGAUAAAUGUAGCCGAAGGCAAAAAGAAAGCAAAGAUUCUCAACUCCGAGGCCUUCCAAAUAGAACAAGUUAAUAUUGCAACUGGUGAAGCACAGGCAAUUCGUUUUAUGGCUGAAGCCAAGGCAAAAGCAGUCACUCAAGUAGCAGAAGCCAUCAGUCAACAGAAUGGAAUGAAUGCUGUGUCAUACAGUAUUGCAGAGCAGUAUGUGGAUGCUUUUGGGAAACUGGCCAAAACAAAUAACACUAUGAUUCUACCAGCAAAUUCUGGGGAUGUUGGAGGGAUGGUUGCACAAGCAAUGACAGUGUACAAAAAUCUUUCAAAUAUGGACCAACUAAAGAGUGAAACAGCAUUAAGAACUGACAAACUUACAAACUCAAAGGAAUGAGAUCAAUGCUUUUUAAGAUCUGGUGCAAACGUUUAAACAAACUACAUUGUGAGAGAGGGAGAAAGGACUAUUUUAUAUUCAAAACUGUGCAGUUUUGUUUAAUAUAGUUUAAAUAAACAAAGAAUUUAUUAA